AUGUCCAAGAUCAAGAUCAGCACGAGUGAUGCUGCUAAGCUAGCAGAGCUGAUUAGUCGGAUGCAGAGAUGUGCCGACCUGGUGGAGAAGGACGUGCUGCGCUCAGAGGAGCUGCUGGCCAAGGACCAGGAGCGGGAGGUCCAGUCCCAGUCCUUCCUGCAUCAGACUGAGUGUGCAGAGAAACUGGCAGAAGCUGAAGGUCUCCUCAAAGAACUAUUCAUGGAUGUGGACCGAGCCAAGAAGCUGGGACACCCCCAGGUCCAGGACAUCGAGAAAGAUGUGAAGAACCUCCAUGGGCGCUGGGCCAAUGACUGUGCGGUCUACAGAGAGGUCUAUGAACAGGUCCAGGACCUGGAGCUGCAGAAGAAGAUCGACUGGGGAACUUUGCUGGACUCUAAACUGAGGCAGAUACAGUCCCAGGCGUUUGGACCCUCUCUGUCUGAUGUAGAGAAACAAAAAGCUGCUCACAACAUCCUGCAGCAGGAGAUCGAGGCGUACGGAGCCCAGCUGCAGCCGGGACCCACACUGUCUAAGGAGAGCUACACGUCUGUGAAGGACAAAUACGACCAGCUCCGAAGGACCUCGGAGCAGCGACACACACACCUCUCCUCUCUUUACGACUACAUGCAAACCUGCAACAAGGAGCUGCUAUACCUCUCGGGGCAACAGGAGCGAAUCCUGCAGCGAGACUGGAGCGACCGCAUGACUGACCCUGCCGGAGUGCGGACCGAGUACGAGAGAUUCAAGUCCAACGGUCUCCAGGCGCAUGAGGUCGAGAUAAACCAGGUGCAGAUCGAAGGAGACCACCUCCUGGACUCAGGACACCCGGCCAAAGAAACUAUAGAUAGCUGCCAGAGAAAGAUCCAGACCGAGUGGCAGAACUUCCUCAACCUGUGUCUGGCUCAAGAGGAACAUCUGGACAACAUCCGGGACUACAAGAAGUUUCAGUUGGAUGCAGAGACUCUGUCUGACUCUAUGCACCGCCUUCACUCCAAUCUGGACCCGAAGGUGCUGAAGGACAAGAAGAACCAGGAGGUGGUGCUGGCCAUAGAGGGAGACGAGCCGGCGCUGCAGAGGAACCAGCAGAGACUGUCUGCUCUCUCAGACCUCAGUCUCACUGUGGUCCCCCUCAAGCUCCGCAGGGUCCCUCCCUCCUCCUCCACCUCAGUGUUGUCUCUGUGCAACUGGGAGGUACCUCAGGGCUCCGUGUCUCGGGGACAGACCCUCAAACUCAGGUCCAACUCUGAUCCUCGGUCGUGGGAGGUUCAGGACGACAAGGGUCUCCUGCUGUCUCUGCCAGGGGCCUGUCUCAUGGUCCCACCCCCGGACCAGGAGGCCCUCAGCAAGGUGGACAGCCUGCAGAGGGAGUUGUCUGAGUUGAAAACCCGUAGAUCAGCUUUACUGUCGUCACUGAAGACAACGGAGACUGUGGUCCCUCGUAAAGCAGGAACUCUCUCCUUCCUCACCUCUGGAACUCUCUCCUUCCCUCACCUCUGGAACUCUCCUCUCUCCCUCACCUCAGGAAUUCUAUCCCUUCCUCACCUCUGGAACUCUCUCCUCCUCACCUCUGGAACUCUCUCCUCCCUCACCUCUGGAAUAUCUCUCCCCCCACUCACCUCUGGAACUCUCACCUCCCUCACCCCUCACACUGGAACUCUCUCCCUCACCUCACCUCUAGGAACUCUCUCCUCCCUCACCUCUGGAACUCUCUCCCCCCUCACCUCUGGAACUCUCCUCCUCCCUCACCUCUGGAACUCUCUCCCCCCUCACUCUGGAACCUCUCCUCCUCACCUCUGGAACUCUCUCCUCCCUCACCUCUGGGAACUCUCUCCUCCCUCACUCUGGAACUCUCUCCUCCCUCACCUCUGGAACUCUCUCCUCCCUCACCUCUGGAACUCUCUCCUCCCUCACCUCUGGAACUCUCUCCCCUCACCUCUGGAAACUCUCUCCUCCCUCACCUCUGGAACUCUCUCCCCCACCCUCACCUCUGGAACCUCUCUCCUCCCCUCUCCUCUGGAACUCUCUCACUCCCUCACCUCUGGAACUCUCUCCCCCCUCACCUCUGGAACUCUCUCCUCCCUCACCUCUGGAACUCUCUCCUCCCUCACCCCUCUGGAACUCUCUCCUCCCUCACCUCUGGAACUCUCUCCUCCCUCACCUCUGGAACUCUCUCCCCCUCACCCUCUGGAAACUCUUCUCCUCCCUCACCUCUGGAAAACUCUCUCCCUCCCUCACCUCUGGAACUCUCUCCUCCUCACCUCUGGAACUCUCUCCUCCCUCACCUCUGGAUACUCUCUCCUCCCUCACCUCUGGAACUCUCUCCCCCUCACCUCUGGAACUCCUCUCCUCCCUCACUCUGGAACUCUCUCCUCCCUCACCUCUGGAACCUCUCUCCUCCCUCACCCUCUGGAACUCUCUCCCCCUCACCUCUGGAACUCUGUCUCCUUCCCUCACCUCUGGAACUCUCUCCUCCCUCACCUCAGGAACUCUCUCCUCCCUCACCUCUGGAACUCUCUCCUUCCUCACCUCUGGAACUCUCUCCACCCUCACCUCUGGAACUCUCUCCCUCACCUCUGGAACUAUCUCCCCUACAACCUCUGGAACUCUCUCUCCCUCCCUCACCUCCUCCCUCACCUCUGGAACUCUCUCCUCCCUCACCUCUGGAACUCUCUCCUCCCUCACCUCUGGAACUCUCUCCCCCUCACCUCUGAAACUCUCUCCUCCCUCACCUCUGGAACUCUCUCCUCCCUCACCUCUGGAACUCUCUCUCCCUCCUCUGGAACUCUCUCCUCCUCCUCUGGAACUCUCUCCUCCCUCACCUCUGGAACUCUCUCCUCCCUCACCUCUGGAACUCUCUCUCCCUCACCUCUGGAACUCUCUCCUCCCUCACCUCUGGAACUCCUCCCCCCUCAACCUCUGGAACUCUUAUCCCUCCCUCACCUCUGGAACUCUCUCCUCCCUCACACUCUGGAACUCUCUCCCACCUCACUCUCUGGAAACUCUCUCCUCCCUCACCUCUGGAACUCUCUCCUCCUCACCUCGGGAACUCUCUCCUCCCUCACCUCAUGGAACUCUCUCCUCCCUCACCUCUGGAACUCUUCCUCCCUCACCUCUGGAACUCUCUCCUCCCUCACCUCUGGAACUCUCUCCCCCCUCACCUCUGGAACUCUCUCCCCCUCAACCUCUGGAACUCUCUCCACCCUCACCUCUGGAACUCUCUCUCCUCCCUCACCUCUGGAACUCUCUCCUCCCUCACCUCUGGAACUCUCUCCGCCCCUCACCUCUGGAACUCUCCUCCUCCAUGUCACCUCUGGAACUCUCUCCUCCCUCACCUCCUGGAACUCUCUCCUCCCUCACCUCUGGAACUUCUCUCCUACCCUCACCUCUGGAACUCUCUCCUCCCCUCACCUCUGGAACUCUCUCCUCCCUCACCUCUGGAACUCUCUCCUCCCUCACCUCUGGAACUCUCUCUCCCUCACCCUCUGGAACUCUCUCCUCCCUCACCUCUGGAACUCUCUCCUCCCUCACCUCUGGAACUCUCUCCUCCCUCACCUCAGGGAACUCUCUCCUCCCUCACCUCUGGAACUCUCUCCCAUCCCUCACCUUGGAACUCUCUCCUCCCUCACCUCUGGAACUCUCCAUCCCUCACCUCUGGAACUCAUCUCCUCCCUCACCUCUGGAACAUCUCUCCUCCCUCACCUCUGGAACUCUCUCCUCCCUCACCUCUGGAACUCUCUCCUCCCUCACCUCUGGAACUCUCUCCUCCCUCACCUCUGGAACUCUCUCCUCCCUCACCUCUGGAACUCUCUUCCCCCUCACCUCUGGAACUCUCUCCUCCCUCACCUCUGGACACUCUCUCCUCCCUCACCUCUGGAAUCUCUCUCUCCUCACCUCUGGAACUCUCUCCCCCUCACCUCUGGAACUCUCUCCCCCCUCACCUCUGGAACUCUCUCCUCCCUCACCUCUGGAACCUCUCUCCUCCUCACUCUGGAACUCUCUCCUCCUCACCUCUGGACUCUCUCCUCCCUCACCUCUGGAUACUCUACUCCUCCCCUCACCUCUGGAACUCUCUCCCCCCUCACCUCUGGAACUCUCUCCUCUCUCUCAACUCUGGAACUCUCUCCUCCCUCACCUCUGGAACUCUCUCCUCCCUCACCUCUGGAACUCUCUCCUCCCUCACCUCUGGAACUCUCUCCUCCCUCACCUCUGGAACUCUCUCCUCCCUCACCUCUGGAACUCUCUCUCCCCCUCACCUCUGGAACUCUCUCCCCCUCACCUCUGGAACUCUCUCCUCCCUCACCUCUGGACACUCUCUCCUCCCUCAACCUCUGGAACUCUCUCCUCCCCUCACUCGGAACUCUCUCCUCCCUCACCUCUGGAACUCUCUCCCCCUCACCUCUGGAACUCUCUCCUCCCUCACCUCUGGAACUCUUCCUCCUCACCUCCUGGAACUCUCUCCUUUUUUCCCUCACCUCUGGAACUCUCUCCUCCCUCACCUCUGGAACUCUUCUCCUCCCUCACCUCUGGGAACUCUCUCCCUCCUCACUCUCUCUCCUCCCUCACCUCUGGAACUCUCUCCCCCUCACCUCUGGAACUCUCUCCUCCCUCACCUCUGGACUCUCUCCUCCCCUCACUCUGGAACUUCCUCCCUCACCUCUGGAACUCUCUCCUCCCUCAACCCUCUGGAACUACUCUCCCCCCUCACCUCGGGAACUCUCUCCUCUGUGUGUGUCUAGGUCAGAGGUCAUUGUCCUGUGA
This is a messenger RNA of Knipowitschia caucasica, 4758 nucleotides long. The record is from the annotation of a GenBank genome assembly. Lineage: Eukaryota; Metazoa; Chordata; Actinopteri; Gobiiformes; Gobiidae.